Drosophila hydei is the source of this 1492-nucleotide messenger RNA. RefSeq names its product 1-acyl-sn-glycerol-3-phosphate acyltransferase delta-like. The record is from RefSeq and is a predicted model, not a curated record. NCBI's taxonomy places the organism in Eukaryota, Metazoa, Arthropoda, Insecta, Diptera, Drosophilidae. Gene Ontology annotation, molecular function: 1-acylglycerol-3-phosphate O-acyltransferase activity. Gene Ontology annotation, cellular component: endomembrane system. The transcript has 4 exons. The coding region runs from base 270 to 1433 and encodes 387 amino acids.
UUUCAUUUCCUCUAUCUUGGCCACACGACCCAUCGAACAACAGCGACGGCGACGGCGACAGCGACGACAUUUGUUCUCUCUUUCCAUUGAUAACGGUAAAGGGUGAUUAGUUUGUUAAUCACCAAUAUCAGCGCACAGUCAAUGGAAUUACAACUGGAAGAAAAGUUAAACACACUUCAGCGUUUAGUUGAGCACGGCAGCUGGCUGUGUAAGUAAGGAAGUCGCUCCUCGCUAUUUAGCCACCAAUUCCAUUUAGAUCGGCUUCCAACAUGGUUAUACCAAAUGUGCUGAAAAAAACCACUUUAUCCCACCUGAUAAUUGCGAUAACAUUCUUCUCCUGCGGAUUCGGUUGCAAUAUCGCGCAAUGUCUGCUCAUGAUUUUUGUCAAGCCCUUUAGCCCAAGACUAUUCAGGAAGCUAUCGUACUAUCCCCUAUAUGCCUUCUAUUCACAGAUGGUAGUCCUGGCCGAGUGGUAUGGCGGCGGCAGGUUGCGCAUCUUUAUGGACAGCGAUGAUUUGAAGCUAGCUGGCAAGGAGAAUGGCGUAAUCCUGAUGAAUCACACCUAUGAAGUGGAUUGGCUUGUGCUUUGGAUGUUGCUCGAUAAACUGAAAAUGUUGGGCACUUCGAAAGCGUUUGCCAAGAAGCCAAUUAGGUAUUUGCCAGUGCUGGGCUGGGCCUGGUGGAUGGCGGAGUUUGUCUUCCUCAAUCGUGACUUUGAAAAGGAUAAGGCAAUUAUUGCCAAACAGUUGAAGAUAAUUUUCUCCUAUCCGGAUCCCGUUUGCUUGCUGCUCACAGCGGAGGGCACACGAUUCACUCCCGCCAAGCACGAGGUCUCCCUGAAAUUUGCCAAGGAGAAGGGCAUGACGCCGCUCAAGCAUCAUUUGAUACCACGCACAAGAGGAUUCACAUCCAGCCUGCCCACAUUGCGUGGCAUCUGCCCGGCUAUCUAUGAUAUGAAUUUGGCGUUCAAGCGGGAUUCCGAUGUGCCCAUAAAUCUAAAUUCUGUCUUGAACGGCGAGAAGCUGCAUCCGUAUAUCUUUGUCCGACGCUUCCCCGUGGACAAAAUCCCGACGGACGAGAAGGAAGCCGCUGCCUGGUUGCAGAAUCUUUAUGUGGAAAAGGAUCGCAUAAUCGACAGCUUCCACGAGACGGGCAGCUUCUUCAAGAACUCGGGCAUCAAGGAAGUGCCCAGCAUCCUCUACGAGCCCCGUCUCAUCAGCCUGAUCUGCUUCAGCUCUAUAGCCAUUGCGUCGAUUGGCUCCCUAAUCUAUUAUCUGAUCUUCUCUUUGCUGACUGCCAAUUGGUGUGGUGUCAUCAUUGUUGUAUCUGUUUUUGCAUUAUUUUCGGCGCUGCUGAGAAGAGCUAACAACAUUACGCAGAUCAGCAAAGGAUCCAGCUACGGCGUCGCGGAUGACAAAGCGAAAACCAAUUAAGUUUUAAGCUUGUUUUUUUUCAACGGGUAUUUAGGCGUUAUAUACAUGCAUUUGCAUGU